Molecule: messenger RNA, 2001 nt
Organism: Dryobates pubescens (Downy woodpecker)
Lineage: Eukaryota; Metazoa; Chordata; Aves; Piciformes; Picidae
Gene: PDP1
Product: pyruvate dehydrogenase phosphatase catalytic subunit 1
Exons: 3
Coding region: 92-1774 (560 amino acids)
Biological process (GO): protein dephosphorylation
Molecular function (GO): cation binding; protein serine/threonine phosphatase activity
Source: RefSeq, a predicted model, not a curated record
GUGCGCGCGUCUUGGGCCGUUCGGUCCCUGGAGCCGCUUCCCUGUUCCGCCCGGGGGACGGGCCUGAGCCGUUCGGGAAAGGGCCAGGAGAAUGUGUGUGUGCCCUGGGCCCAGGCGGAUCGCAAUUCCAGUCCGGAGCUCCAGGCUGCCACUGUUGUCUGAUGCCAUGCCAGCACCAGCUCAUCUGUACCCACUGAUUCGUAACUGUGAGAUUAGCAGACUAUGCAGCACUGUGUGCUACUGCCACCACAGACACCUCUGCUGUUUGUCCUCCCACUUUGCUCACAGUCACUUCAGAUGUGCCCCUCAGAAGAAGUUUGCAGCGCUCUGUAGGCCCAAGGAGGACUUCAAUUACUUUUUUCACACGCGGGAUUAUGCUUCUACACCGCAGAGGUUUUACCUCACUCCUCCCCAGGUCAACAGCAUUUUGAAGGCAAAUGAAUACAGCUUCAAAGUCCCAGAAUUUGAUGGUAAAAAUGUGAGCUCUGUCCUUGGCUUUGAUAGUAACCAGUUACCUGCCAAUGCUCCAAUAGAAGACCGGAGGAGUGCUGCCACGUGCUUACAGACCAGAGGGAUGCUUCUGGGUGUGUUUGAUGGCCAUGCAGGUUGUGCUUGUGCUCAAGCUGUCAGCGAAAGACUCUUCUACUACAUUGCUGUCUCUUUGUUACCUCAUGAGACUUUACUUGAAAUAGAAAACGCUGUGGAAAGUGGCAGAGCUCUGUUGCCCAUUCUACAGUGGCACAAGCAUCCUAAUGAUUAUUUCAGCAAAGAAGCUUCCAAGCUUUAUUUCAAUAGCCUAAGAACUUACUGGCAGGAGCUCAUCGAUCUCAACAGCGGGGAGACUACUGAUGUGAAAGAAGCUUUAAUUAAUGCUUUUAAGAGGCUUGAUAAUGAUAUUUCUUUGGAGGCCCAAGUAGGAGACCCCAAUUCUUUUCUCAACUACCUGGUACUGCGAGUAGCAUUUUCUGGGGCGACUGCCUGCGUGGCCCACGUGGAUGGUGUUGACUUGCACGUUGCAAACACAGGUGACAGUAGGGCAAUGCUUGGGGUUCAGGAAGAGGACGGCUCUUGGUCUGCGCUUAACCUGUCCUAUGACCACAACGCGCAAAACGAGCGCGAAGUGGAGCGCGUGAAGACGGAGCAUCCGAAGGCUGAAGAGAAGAGUCUGGUGAAACAGGAUCGCCUCCUGGGCCUCCUGAUGCCUUUCAGAGCCUUUGGUGACGUGAAGUUUAAAUGGAGUAUUGAGCUGCAGAAAAGGGUGGUGGAAUCAGGCCCAGACCAGCUGAAUGACAAUGAAUACACAAAGUUUAUUCCUCCAAACUAUCACACUCCUCCUUACCUCACAGCCGAGCCGGAAGUCAUCUAUCACAGACUGCGGCCGCAGGAUAAGUUCCUGGUGUUGGCCACCGACGGGCUGUGGGAGACGAUGCACAGGCAAGACGUGGCGAGGAUCGUAGGGGAGUACCUCACUGGCGUUCACCAUCAGGAGCCAAUCGCCAUUGGUGGCUAUAAGGUAACUUUGGGACAGAUGCACGGCCUCUUGGCGGAACGGAGGGCGAGGUUCUCCUCGGUGUUUGAAGAUCAGAACGCAGCCACUCACCUGAUACGGCACGCGGUGGGCAACAACGAGUUCGGCACCGUGGAUCACGAGCGGCUCUCCAAGAUGCUCAGCCUCCCCGAGGAGCUGGCUCGCAUGUACAGAGAUGACAUGACUAUUAUUGUGGUGCAGUUCAACUCCCACAUGAUAGGUGCCUGUCAAAACGAGGAGCUGUGAGUUACUGCACGGAGGGAGCUAGUUACCAGAGUUGUAACAAUGGCCAGUAUGAGCAGCAAGACAAAAAACAACCACCCAACAAUACCAUCUCCCCAAAAACCCUCGGCAAACAAAUUGGCUUCUUGCUGGAUUCAGCAUAUCUAUUGUUCCUGCUUUCCCCCAGAGCUCUAAACACGUGGGAAGUGCUGUUGGCCUAAUACAAAGUUGAGGAGGCUGUCACAGCUUGG